CGCGAAGAAAUCAACUGGUUUACACAAGCUCGUUAAAAAGAUAUUGGAUAUCCUAGAAAAUUGGCGGGUAUUCCUAAGAGUUUGCACAUGUUUUAGAAAUCCGAGGAUUACAUUUACCUGUUAAACAUCUGUCGCGAUCAAUACACACUGGACUUUAUUCAGAUGUCUUUGGAUUUCCCGGUUGAAAAUCUCCUCAGAUGGUUAAGAACUUUUAGCACAGCAGCAAAUGUUCAUUUUAUACACGAUGUAACGGAUGGUAUAAUACUGGCUAAAGUUCUCAAUACAAUUGCUCCAAAUCACUUCACCGAUGAUUGGUUACAAAAAUUUAAUUACGAGGCUGGAAUUAAUUGGCGACUUAAGGUCAGUAAUCUCAAGAAGAUAUUGAAGGCCGUUAUUGACUUUUUAACUGAGGGAAUUGAAGAUAGAAUAUCUGUGCAAUUCCUUCCAAAUCUUCAAGAAAUUGCUGAAAAUGAAGACAAAGAGGCUACAUUUCGUCUGCUUCAACUUAUACUUGGAUGUGCCGUAAACUGUGAUAACAAAGAAACCUAUAUCCAAAAAAUAAUGGGUAUGGAAGAGUCUGUACAACAAGCAUUGAUGGAAGCGAUUCAACAGUUAAUGUCAUCUCGUCUAGGAGUAGUCAGUGAUACAACUGGAUUGAUGGAUUAUGAAGAUCGUUUAUGUAAAGCAGCUGAACAAUACAAAGCCUUAUUGAUUGAAAAAGAACAAUUAAUUGAACAAUGUAAUUGUUUAAAGAAUGAAGUAUUCACUUUACAAGAAGAAAAUUCUUCUCUACAAUUAGAGUUGAAUAAACUUAAAUUACAUUUUAAUUCAUUAGGUUUAAAUCAACUAUUGACAACAGAAACAACAAUAACAACAACAACAGUACAACCAGAAUCAUCAUCAUCAUCCUCUACAGUAGAGCCUAUUUCAACUACAUUGAAUUCAAUCGAUACAGAGUUGAUGAAUAAAACUAUUUCCACAUCUAAUAAUGUUAUUAUGAGUCCAACUAUUGCAAAUGUACGUAUUGGUCAUCUACAAAAUCAACUAUCUAAACUACGUGAUGAAUUGUAUCGAACUGAAUGUGAUAAGGAAGAAUUAAAAAUUAAACUGACUGAAAUGACUACACGAAAUCAAGAAUUAAAACAAAAGUGUUCUAUUCUUGCUACUAAAGCUGAAGAAAGUGUCCACUUAAAAGAUGAAUUAGAUAUUGCACGUGAAGAAGCCUCAGCUGCUGUACGUUUAUCUGCUACAAUUGAACAAUUACGUAAAUAUGCUGAUGAAGCUGUUAACCUACGAGUUAGAUGUUCACAAUUAGAAACAGAUAAUCAAAUAUGUAUACAACGUUUAGCUGAAUUAGAACAAGAGACACGUUUAGGUGGUAAAAUUCGUUCACAAGUGAAAGCUCAACGUUUACAAGCUGAAGAUGCUCAAUUAGAAGCGAAUGAAGCAAUUAGACGUGCAGAAUUAGCUGAAAAUGAAUUGAAUAAAGUUAGACAGGAAUUAAUUGCUUCAAAUCGAGAGAAGGAGUGUAUCUUUUCGGAACUCACACGUCUCAGAUCUUGUUGUGAAGGUCUCCAAUUGUGUGCACAGUCGAACUAUGAAAGACCUCUAAGCAAUACGAAUACCUGUCAGAUGGAUCCUAGCCUAAUGUUGUCUCCUGCAAUGCAAUCACAAAUGUUGAAUUUACAAGAAGAACUUAGCCGAUUACGUACAUCAUUUUACAGUACAGAAGGUAGUGGUGGUAAUGUUGGUCAUGAUAGUAGCGGUGUUACAGUAUCAGUUUAUGAUGAAGAUGACUACAAUGAUGAUAAGUCAGUAUAUGAAUCAAAUCUACUUAUAGGACAAUCACCAUCAGAUAUGCUAGUGACAAGUACAUCACAUGAUUAUCUUCUACAUUGUAAGACAACAGAUUGUGCACUAUCAAUCACUUCUGAUGUUAUUCAAUCAACAGACCAUUCUAAUCAUCAUCAACAACAUGAUGAUUUACAAGAAUCAUAUAAUAGUUUGUUAACUAGAUUAACACAAAAAGAGAAUGAUUUCAUUGAAAUGGAACAAAAAUAUCGUGGUUACUUAUGGAAAGCACGUGAAGUAAUUCGUCUACUUGAACGUCAACAUCGGAUACAUCAAGAUAUUUGUCCACAAUAUCGAAUGAAUUGUUCAACUAAACAAAUUAAUACUGGAGAUAAAAACGAUGAUGAUGAUGAUGGUGAAGAGAUCAAUCAUCUACGUGCAUUAUUAGUUGAAAAAGAACGUGUCAUUGAAAAGUUGGAAACUCAUCAUGAACAGAUGAGACGUCAUCGUGAAACAGAAGAACGUAUCGUAUUAAGUGCUUGGUAUAAUUUAAUUACUCAAUCUACACAAAACACUAUUGAAGAAAGUUUAAGGAGACAAUCAUGUAAAAAUUGUAAUUAUCCUUCGACUAAAUUGAAUUCAACAUUAUGUUGUAAUACAGAUAAUAAUAAUAAUAAUAAUAAUGUAUCUUUUCUUACACGACAACGAAAUCUGCACUUGAAACCGCCAAGAGAUUUAACUUCAGUUGUUAUGGCAAGUAAAUAAUAAUCCACAUACAAUGUCAUCAUCAUCAUCAUUGUUAUUCGAUUGCAUAUUAAAUUUGUCUAUGCUUGUUAUACAGGAUAGUUGCAUUCACGAUAUAUGUAAUUGUGCAUUUUCAUUCUUAACUGACCUAAUCAUUCAUUAUCUCAUGAUUAUCUUUUCUUUUUCUAUUGUUGUUCUAUGUUCCUCUUUGCCUUCAAUUUUUUUCGUUUCUUUGCCAACAAUGAUUUUUGAAAGAUAGACAAUUAGGUGGACUUGUUCUCUUCUAUUGAUUUUCGUUGUCUUAUGAUUUAUUUAUUUAUUUAUUUGCUUAUUUCUUUGUUUAUUUUGCCGAUGUAUAAUACCUCCUCAUAUUUACUUCUCACAAGUAUUCCCUACAGCUCUGCUCUAUUCGUUUGUUUGAACAACAUGUCUCCUCUGUGUGUAUGAAUGAGAGGAGGAGGGUGAGCAUAGUAUAUUCUUCAUCGUUUUGUCUUUUCUUGCUUUCCAUUUGAUUUAAUUCAAUGUGAUUUUUAAAUUCUGAUGCCAAUAGAUUUGUAUUUCUUCUUCUUGUAUCAUCAUUACUAUGAUCACUUCAUAUCAACUACUUAUUAAUGAUUGUUAGUAGUAGUGGUAGUGGUAGUAGUUGGUUGACCUUGAUGAUCUGUGUAUAUAACCCCGUUAAAUGAUCAAUUGACAAAUUUUCCGAUCAUAUUGUUUCUGUAUGUAUGCUGUUCUGUGUCAACAUCAUCAAUGGAUUUUUCAUUGUUGUCGUUUUUACUCACUAAAUUUGUUAAUUUUACCAGUUGAUUGAUAGAUUGAAUUUAUCAAUUUAUUCAAGGUAUGAUUUCAUUCACUGUCGAUAGAUAGAUACAAUCACUGUAAAGAAAAAAAUAAGGAGUGAAUGAAUGAUAAUUUUUGUUUUUAUUUCUUUUCUCUAAGUUUUAUUUCAUUCUGAUUGAACAUGAUAUUAAGAAGAUUGUAGUAAAUAUUGUUUUGAUAAUAUGCUGUUUACAAUGUCUCUUGCUUGUUGGAACUUGUCAGAAAGGAGUAUCUAUAAACUCUUAACGAAAUUG
Molecule: messenger RNA, 3608 nt
Organism: Heterobilharzia americana
Lineage: Eukaryota; Metazoa; Platyhelminthes; Trematoda; Strigeidida; Schistosomatidae
Source: the annotation of a GenBank genome assembly